This is a messenger RNA of Suillus fuscotomentosus, 621 nucleotides long. RefSeq lists its product as uncharacterized. The annotation marks the transcript as partial. The record is from RefSeq and is a predicted model, not a curated record. NCBI's taxonomy places the organism in Eukaryota, Fungi, Basidiomycota, Agaricomycetes, Boletales, Suillaceae. The transcript has 4 exons.
GAACUUCUGUUGGACAAACCGGCUGAUGCUGCACCACGUCCAGUCCGUCAGCAGAUCAUCAUCCCCCAGCGCCGGGUGCCCCAUGGUUUUUUUGACGACCUACCAGAUCGGGCUCGCCACCCUCAAUCAUGGGCAUCGCAUGUAAGCACUCUUUGUGACCGGUUUUCCUCUUUAUUCUAUCCCGACGCCCACGAUACGUCUUCGCGACCCCGCCCUUUCCACUGGGUUCGAAGUCGUCUCUCUGGGAGACCAACCGAUGAAGAUAUCCAGCUUCGCGAGGGUCCCUCAGCAGUAGUCGAUGUUCCCUAUGCCAAGGGCAAACGUAGGAACGCAUGUGCAAGAGAAAGACGGAUGAAAAUAAUUCCAUUGAAACCUGGGAACUCUGCCGCAAGCACCUCACGUCCUCCCAAUGGCAAUAACACACAACAUUCUAAUGCCGCUUCUCAAGCCCAGUCCUCUCAAGCACACGCUGCUGUCUCCACUGCCACUGCACCUCCCGUCGUCACUAACACUACUCCAAACACCAAUCCUCAUGUCAUAAUCAGAUACGCUGGACGCUGGACUCGUUUUGGGCUCUCCAUAUGCUGUUCCUCUUCUGAGUAUGCUGACGGUCAUAAUUAG